Messenger RNA from Grus americana (Whooping crane), 5348 nucleotides. It is a transcript of the gene ASIC5, whose product is annotated as acid sensing ion channel subunit family member 5. Lineage: Eukaryota; Metazoa; Chordata; Aves; Gruiformes; Gruidae. Gene Ontology annotation, cellular component: membrane. Gene Ontology annotation, biological process: sodium ion transmembrane transport. The record is from RefSeq and is a predicted model, not a curated record. Gene Ontology annotation, molecular function: ligand-gated sodium channel activity. The transcript is spliced from 11 exons. Bases 695 to 2209 code for a protein of 504 amino acids.
UCGGCAAACAACCUGACAGCGAGGCGCUGCGGGGCCAAGCGAGUACACCUGGUAACCCAAGAACACUACUAAGAGAGUGAAUUAAAGCAGCAGCAGCCAUUCCCAUCCCCUGCAGAUCGGAGAGGGAAUGCAAAGGGGUUAAUUCUCAAGGAUAACAGCUCAUUUUUGCGAAAGCCCACGAGAACAUGAAACGUGGAGCUGGUUAUGAAGACAGCUAUUCAAAGUGUGGAUGAACUGCAUCCUGCUGGUGGUGGGAACCUCGUGGCAGACAUUUAUUGCUCUCCAGAGCAGGAAGGGCUCCUUAUCUACUUAAAGAGAAUCUAUUCAGUUCCAAGCAGCAAAGAUGACUGUUUUUUCUAAAAUACAAGGAAAAAUUAUGAAAGUAAUUUGUCAGACGAUGAAACGCACAAGACAAGCCUGCACUUCUACUGUUAUUAGUGUAGUAUGUAGUUGAAAUAUAUAUAUAAAUACGUACAUCUGAUCCUGUCAUAAAACUAAUCUUCUCUUUUAUGUUGCAGACCAUGUUAUUUAAAGGCAAAACAUAGCAACCUUGGCAGGUAAAUUGCCCAGCGUUGUGUGUCAUCAAGUAUCACCUCCCAUUUAGUUUUCUAUAAAAGCCAUUACCUAGCAAUGAUCACAGUGAUAAGGCAGCUUACUUACCCAUUCCUUCCUUAACUGAAAUAAGCACAGCCUCAUGGACCAGCUUGGGAGAUUCAUUCAAUCAGAUGCUAAAGGAAUAUUGGAAAAGAUACGAUUGUACUUAAUAAAGAAACUGCUGCCACAUUUGGAAGACAGAAGGAAGUAUCAUCAAGAGUUUGCCUCAUCCACUUCGUUUCAUGGAGUGCAUAACAUCGUCCAAACGCAGAGCAAGACUCGCAAAGUGCUGUGGCUGUUAGUAGUCGUGGGCUGUCUCGCCAUCGUUAUUUGGCAAAUCUGCAGUCGCUUCAUCUACUACUUCACCUGGCCAACCACUACGACAGUGGUUGUGCAGUACGUGGAAAAUGUCAAAUUCCCUGCUGUGACUUUUUGCAACUUGAACAGGUUUCAAGCUCAUGCAGUAAGCAACCUCAAAAUCAUUUUUUUAAUUUGGAACAUCGUGUCUGCAGUUGUCCAAAAAUUUGCUAUGGAAGAAAAAUAUUCUCAAGAGCUAAAUGAUUUCCUUCUUGGGAACCAGAACUUCAGCAUCAAAGAGUUUACAAGGAAAAAUGGGUUUUAUCUGAACAGCAGCACGUUGCUAGAGUGUGAAUUUUUUGGAAAGCCGUGUUACCCACAGGAUUUUGAACAUGUUUUCACUGAAUACGGAAACUGCUUUACUUUUAAUCACAAUGAUCUUCCAGCAAGAAGAGUGAGUUUGUCUGGAAGAGGCUUACAUUUACUUUUUGAUGUCCAGCAGGAACAAUUCACUGAUGAACCUGCUCUCGGUUACACUGAUGCUGGAAUCACUUUUGUUAUCCAUUCACCCAAAGAGCUUCCACGCUUUGAUGGUUUAGGUUUAUUAACACCGGUCGGCAUGCAUGCACAGGUCGCAAUCCGCCAGCUGAAGUCAAUUAUCCAAGAAUACCCCUGGGGAGAGUGCAAGCCUGAUAUCAAGCUUCAGUACCACAACAUUUACAGUACUAACGGAUGUUUGCAGGAAUGCAAAGCCCGGUACAUACAGGACUGGUGUGGCUGUCUGCCAUUCAUUCUUCCAGGGAAUGGAACAGAAUGCGAUUUGCUGAAGUUUUACAAUUGUGUUUAUCCGGCAGUCUAUGAUAUAGAGAUAAAAGGAUUAUGUACAGUAGGAACCCACAAUUCCACUUGCCCUGCCCCAUGUGAAGAAAUGGAUUACCCUACCACCAUCACCUAUUCAAGUUUUGGAGGAGAGAAAGCCAUGAAAUACUUUUCCGCAAAACUGAAGAAAAGCCCGGAAUACAUCAGGCAGAACCUCGUGCGUAUUGACAUUAAAUAUCAUGAUCUGAGCUACAAAAUAACACAGCAGCAGAAGGCCUUGACUAUAUCCGAGUUGAUUGCUGAUGUAGGUGGCCAGCUUGGAUUGUUUUGUGGUGCCAGUAUGAUUACAAUCAUAGAACUGCUUGAGUAUAUUUUUACUAACUUCUGUUGGAUGUGCGUCUUUCUUCUAUUGAAAGCUCCUGAAAUGCCUCAAUGGAACAAUCCGUCCCAGAACCAACCAACGCACAAGGAAAAAAAGAAGGGAAUACAAGAAUGUUAGUGGCUUGCAGAAGCACAAAACUAAAUGUCUCUGCAACUUCCCUUCCUUUUUAAGAUAAAAAGGAGACAGCAAUAUUUGGCAUUGCUCCCUUCCCUGCACUCCUGAUUCUUCCUGCUUCUUUUAUUGCCUAGAACUAUUUAAUUGUGUUAAUAACUUAGUGAGAAUUUCCAAAGUUCCCUUUUUUCCCCUCACAUAAAGAAAAAUGUAAUCUUUACCUAAAAUUUUCCAUUAAAGAAUUACCUUUUUUUUUAAAUAGCAUAGCAAGUGAUACUGACAUACAAUGCCAUUUAGCAUUUCUGACCCAGUUUUUAGCUUCUGUAUUUUGAGUGAGAAAUAAUACGCAUGCCAAAUUAACACAUGCAAGUUUCCUAACCACCAUAAAGGUAGAGCAUUGCUCUGCUGAAAAAGCAGAUUCCUUUUUAACGAUGAAGUCUUUGCUAGCAGGUUACCACCGUUACGCAUUCCAGUGCGCGAUAUCAUAGCUUUGCCUGUCAGAAUUAGGAGCGUGCCUAAUAACAAUAACUUUUAUAGUAUAUUAUCUGUUUGAAACAUACAAAAAAAAUAAAUCUCAUGAAUCUGCCAACUACUAUAGCGAACCUUAGGGCAUCUGAGUCGAUGGCAAGUGGGCAAACAUCGGCCAAGUUCAGAGUUUAAUGUCAUGAAAGAUGAUAAAAAAAAAAGACUAAAGGCUUCAUCUAAGUUUUACUAAAAAUCAGCGAGAGUAAGAAUUUUGUGGCUUUGGUGCUGAAUCAGGCUUCCUGAACAUUUAUUCCUUUAAAAGUGUUCAGAAAAGCUUCUGUGCUUUCCUACGUCUGUGUGGGCCUAUGGACAGUACUGGUUUGGAGUCUUGUGUUUUUAAAGACAACUUUGGUGAUGAAAUAAACUUCCAAAGAUGUGUCAUAGUGUAGUGCAAACAGACACUCUCCCCGCACACACAAACACUAAAGCUCCUAGAACAAGAAGCGUGCACGGGGGGGAGCGUUGCGAUUUUUAAGUACAUCUUAGUAAACAACAAUCCUUUUAAAAUCUGAGAAUUGAUAGGAUCGUUUCACUUUAUACAAUGAAAUUAUACAGUGUAUCUUCAAUACAUUUCUUUCUCUAGAAUAGGUUUCUGAACACAGUCCUGAACAAACCCGUGCUUGCCCAAGUCUCCUGCCAGAGUCUAUCAAUCAGAGCUUUUGAUGCGUUUGGAGGUGCCAGACAGAGCCUGGGUGGAAACCCUUUAGGAGAGGUAGACUCAAAACAGUCUUGUAAAAGAUGCACCGAGACUAAUUUUAAGACUACACGAUAAAGGAUUAUCCUGAUUAGAAACAUUGGCUUCUUUCUAUACAAUUAAAUACACAUAAUAUUAAUAGAUAACUGUUUAUUUGAAAACUCACAGACAGUUGUCUGGACUUUGGACUAGCACCGUAUAGACUUUGCUAAUCAUAACAUUUUUACAUUAGAAGGCUCGCAAAGGCUUCAACAUUAAACCUUGUGAACCACUGCUCCCCAGUCGGUGCCUGGGCUCCGCAGCCCUCAGACCGCCCCGGGGCACGUCUCUGCACUCUGAGUAACGUCAGUGCUGCGCCUGGGACCCCGGGCGAGCGAUCAGCCAUAGCCGUGCUCUGUAAUUCACACGGUUCUUCCACACCAUCCGCUCAAAUUCAGCGACUAAUAAUAAAUUAGUUUCCACAAAGAAAGCAGUAAGUGUCCUUAGUAAGCAGCCAAGUGCUUAAGGUUAGGCACAAAGUAAUGAAAACACCAGCGUUUGGCCAUCAGGGGCACCAGCUUCCCUUCCACAUAAGCCCCAGGAUAAUACAGGAAAUGUUUCUGCUUCCUAGGAAGAGAUGCCCUGAUAUCACUCCUCAGUAACUGCAGGCUUGGGACACCUUCAGCUUAACUUAAAGAUUUUUUGCUCCAUUCUUUUUUAUUGGCCGUUUCUGCUGGGGCUUUCCCCACACGCACGCUGUUACCAAGAUGUGCUUGGAACAGCAGCCACGGGAAAAGGUCUAUCUAACCCCGCUGUCCGAGGCGUGUACUGGCCAACCCAGAGGGGGAAUGGAAAGAACAGAGCAAACAUACUGCAGUAUUUCUCUAAAGAUUUCUCCCAGCCUCAAACAGUUUAUAGAUGUGGAAUUCUUCAGCCAGAAUAAAUUACGGUUUUGAAAGUAGCAAUCUGGUGUUAUCUGGAUUCUGGAUAACAAGAAAGCAGGGGAAAUAUUAACAGUGAACUAGCACACCUUAUAUUUCAGAGAUCAAAGUGCUUUGUAGCUAUCAAUCACGAUUUUUUUUUGUUUGUUUACUCUACUAAUAAGGGUUAAAUAACAGAAAAUUAGUAUUGUAAGGACUAAACAAAAGACAAGUGGUAUUGUUCCUGCUCUGCCGAAAGGUCAAGUGAAACGAAGCACAGAACACGCUAAAGAAUCGGCAAAAAAGAGCCAUUUCUCAGAAAGGGAAGGUACUUGCAUUUUUGCUUAGUUUAAUAAGACUAGAGUGACUUUUGCUUACUCCACUGACUUUGGACGAGGACAGCUAAAAUCACUGCUUGGUUACAGAUUCUUCUAACAUACAUGGCAGAAGGAGCUCUGAAGAAAGCACAAAGACUGGUGUUUUGCCCAAGGUCAAGUGACAGAUCGGUUUUUUCAGCAAUGGCUUGUGAUGAGAUUAUAUAAAGCAACUGAUUCCCCAGCACAGCUAAAUAUAGCAAGUACACGGUGCAGCAGAGCAGAAGUAAGGGUGCUUCUGUAUUUUGAUGUACGACUACCUUUCUAUUAAGGCAACAGAAUUUUUAAAAGUUUUAAGAAAAUAUUUGGCUUUACUGGAUAGGUAAAGAUGAUACAUCUAUAAGGGCAGCAGAAACAAGGUAUUUUAACAAUUUGAUCAGAUCAUCUCCCAAUUUAGCAUUACUUUGCUUCUUAUUUAUUCCCUUUUCCUUUUUACAAGUGCACGUCCAUGCUCCAAGUACAGCUACCAGCAAGCUUUUCCCAUGCUAAUUGUUUGAUUCUAAAAUGUUAAUCCCAACAAUGAAAUUAGUGACAUGAUUGGGAAAGUCCCCUUGGGCUCCUUCCAAAUACUUGUCUGAUGUGCACAAAGAGAUGCAACACAGAAUUUUGUAGCUAGAAACACAUCAUCAUGAGGAUGACACGCUCUAAUUGGC